Gregarina niphandrodes is the source of this 891-nucleotide messenger RNA. RefSeq lists its product as hypothetical. The record is from RefSeq and is a predicted model, not a curated record. Lineage: Eukaryota; Apicomplexa; Conoidasida; Eugregarinorida; Gregarinidae. The transcript has a single exon. Bases 1 to 891 code for a protein of 296 amino acids.
AUGGGUCAAUCUCAAUCAUGUUUAGGUCGUUGUCAUAUUUACUACGAGGGUGACAUUGGAGCUUGCGAUCAUCCCGUGGAGACUUGGGAGAUUGAUGGACCAUGUGGUGAGUCGGCUGAUCGGCCGUGCCUGUCUACCUUUAAUGCAGGCUGGGAUGUGAAUAAAGAGAACUGUGGUAACUGCUAUAAGGUAGACAUGAAGUAUGAUGGCGGACAGGUGAAGACCACUUACUUGAGGACGCUUGACACCAAUGGUUCCGAAACCAAGUUCGAGAUGGGACAGGCCGCGUGGCUUAACUUGUGUCCGUACGUCUGUGCCGGGACUGGCGUCUGCGCCCCUGAACCCGAGAAGUGUGAGUACGGAAUCAUCGAAGGCGAUAAGAACAUCAGCUGUACUGUGCAGAACGCUCCCAUCACCUUCGAACGCGUAGCCUGCGGCGGUAAGGGAAAUGAUACCACCGUACCCGCCACUACGACCAAUAGCGAACCCGCCACUACAACCAAGACCGAGCCUAAGACGACCAGAACCAAGACCGAGCCUAAGACGACCAGAACCAAGGCUGAGCCUAAGACGACCAGAACCAAGGCUGAGCCUAAGACGACCAGAACCAAGACCGAGCCUGAGACGACCAGAACCAAGACAGAGCCUAAGAUUACUACCACCAAGGGUAUGAGAACUACUACCACAAAGAAAGGGAAUGACUCCGAGGAAAUGGUUAAGAAGUGUGAGGCUAAGAUUAAGGCGGAGCCCCAAUGGGUCGAUGCAUGUCGUGAAUUCUGCACCAGUUAUGCUCCUGGUAAUCCCUUGAGUAUGUGGUGUUCAGACCUGAAGUUGAAGACAGGCGAGGAUCUGAUAAAGUGCAUCAACGGUCAGCAGCCGUUCUGCAGUUAA